UGUGCGAACUCCUCGCGGCAUUUUCAAAAUGUCAACGUCAGUCGGAGAGUGAUGAAAUCUGUCUCUAGUUUAUUUCCCUUUAAAAAUGCUUUUAUUUUGCCCUACGUGCGGUAACCUUUUGCUAGUUGAAGAAAAUACCGAUUGUCUAAGGUUCUCCUGCAAUACUUGCCCAUAUAUUUGCAAUAUCAACAGAAAAAUCACAACAAGGACAUAUCCAAAGUUGAAGGAAGUUGAUCAUGUUAUGGGCGGUGCUGCUGCAUGGGAGAAUGUAGAUUCGACCGAUGCUGAAUGCCCGGCUUGUUCCCAUAAACGAGCGUACUUUAUGCAAAUGCAAACUCGAUCGGCUGAUGAACCCAUGACAACAUUUUACAAGUGUUGUAAUCAGCUUUGUGGACACAAUUGGCGCGACUAAUUCGUUAGAAGUAGAUUAUGAAGCGGAUAGGAGGUCU
Hermetia illucens (black soldier fly) is the source of this 449-nucleotide messenger RNA. It is a transcript of the gene Polr3K, whose product is annotated as DNA-directed RNA polymerase III subunit RPC10. The coding region runs from base 86 to 412 and encodes 108 amino acids. Gene Ontology annotation, cellular component: RNA polymerase III complex. The transcript is spliced from 2 exons. Gene Ontology annotation, biological process: DNA-templated transcription; termination of RNA polymerase III transcription. Gene Ontology annotation, molecular function: nucleic acid binding; DNA-directed RNA polymerase activity; zinc ion binding. The record is from RefSeq and is a predicted model, not a curated record. Lineage: Eukaryota; Metazoa; Arthropoda; Insecta; Diptera; Stratiomyidae.